This is a messenger RNA of Protopolystoma xenopodis, 696 nucleotides long. The record is from the annotation of a GenBank genome assembly. NCBI's taxonomy places the organism in Eukaryota, Metazoa, Platyhelminthes, Monogenea, Polystomatidea, Polystomatidae.
AUGUCCGAAUGCCGACUGCCGCUGACCGGCCACGGCCUCACGAGUCCGGCCCACCUCGUCUACGUGGAAUACGCGGCCACGCCCGAGGGCGUCUCGGCCUACAGCUACACGGGCGUCGAGAGAAGACCCGUCUGUCGGGACUACCCUUGUGAGUGUGCCCUCGGCUUGUCGCCUCCGUCCGGCACGUUGGCAACCAACGAUGUCUACCUUCAUCUGCCGACGUCGCCGGUCUGUUGCCGUGGCGAUGAGCCGAUCUGGCCCACCGUCAUUGGCAGUGAUGACGAGGAGGUGAGGCGAGGCCAAUUCGCCUUAUUCGCCUUUCAGGAGUCGGGCCCAGAGGCGGCCGGUCCGGCGAGUGGAGUCGAUCGGGCCGGGCGGCCGAAGCGGCCGAGACGACGAGUCGCGAAGCGACCAGAUUUGGCCGCUUUGCCGCAACCGUUUUGCGACUCGUGCGUCGACGCUAACGUCGAAGUUGGCGUUGGCGUUGGCGUCUCGGACACGCAAGUGGCCAAACGCAACGCUCGAGAGCGCCGACGAGUGGAACAGGUGAACUCGGCGUUCGCCGAACUCCGCGGCCACAUCCCCGGCCUGGCGUCGGGGUCGGGCAAGGACGGCGACGGCCGAAGGCGACGGUUGCGUUCAGUCGCCGUCGGCGGCGAAUGUAGCCGCCGCCGCGGCAAGCACAAACUGGGCCAU